This is a messenger RNA of Pollicipes pollicipes, 1987 nucleotides long. RefSeq lists its product as uncharacterized. The record is from RefSeq and is a predicted model, not a curated record. The transcript has 6 exons. NCBI's taxonomy places the organism in Eukaryota, Metazoa, Arthropoda, Thecostraca, Pollicipedomorpha, Pollicipedidae. Bases 314 to 1030 code for a protein of 238 amino acids.
UGGCAAAAUAAUAAACAAGAUGGACUGAUUGCCGCGAUUUGCUAGUUUCACGUAAUUCUACAGCGUUGGUGAUACUGAUUCUUAUCGAGUUUGGAAAUUGUCGCAAGCUGAGCUGAACUGGAGUGUGCCAUCUAUUUCUACGCAUAUUAUAAGAUCGCCUGUUUCUGUCGGCUUCUGUAGAACUAGGUUCGGUUGUUCGCAUUCUGCAGGCAUCUCUCGAGGCCUGCGUACCUACCUAAAUACCUUCCAACUUCGAACAAAUCAGGCCAAGGCCACGCCUCACGAUUGUGCUCUUGGAUGAAAAUCGGCAUCGAUGGCCUGCCUGGAAUCGACGUUUUAUCAGGAUCAUCGUUCGCAGCCAAUGUGUUCAGUGAACGGCUCGGCGGACUGCGUGGACGAGGAGCUGCUGCGGCUGUACGUGCUGUGCGUGGACGCCGACCGGUGUCAGCGCACCCAGCAGCUGCUGGCCGAGGCCUGCGAGCUCGACUGGUUCGGCGUGUACCUGCAAGGCGUGGGCCGGGUCAUGACCUUCCUGCAGUCCGAGCUGCCCGUCACGCAUCACGAGUACAGCCGCGCUGAGCGCGUGCCUCACAUUUGCAGGCGCGUCCGUAAACGGGCACCGCUGGCCGGCCCGGAGGGCAGCGACGACGCCACGCUGACGUCCAGUCUGCUGGCGCUAAGCCUGCUAACCCCGCCGGCCGGCUCUGGUCACUCUCGCCACUCGUCCGUCUCGGCCGGCUCCGACUCGACCUUCAGUUUGUGCAGCAGCUACGACAGCUCCUCCCAGGUGGACGACCCGGACGUGCCGAUGCGCCUGCUGCGCGUGUCCGGAUCGCUGGCGUUCGACGGACCCUGGGCUGACCGCGACGCGCUCGAGGACGGUGUCAGCACCAUUUUGCGCACGCCGCCCAAGGCCAAGUGGCGGCGCAGGAUGCGGCUCAGCCUCGCCUACACCUGCGCCCCGUUCAAGAUCCACAAGAUCUACUACGAGGAGAACACGAAGGCUCGCCGGUCGCUCAACUUCAGCUGAGGUGGCCGUUUCGGCACGCUGGCCCCUCGAGCGUGCACGAAACAUUCUCGUUCGCAUUGGACUUAUGCAGUUCAUUUCUCACCUGUACAUAGGUCACGUUCUUCACUUCACGUUGAUUCUUGUUUCGAUUUUGUAUUGCGUUUAUCUUAUUUAAUAAUAUUUAUUGCAUUUAUUAUGGUAUUUAUUGCGAACCUAUUCUUCUUGAUAUUUAUGGAGUUUUGUCCACUGAUACUAUCGGGGAUGCUUCAGUCUUUUAUUUACGUGCUGCCACAUGUUUGUUAGACUUCUCGCCGGACCAUGUGCGAAGACAAAACGUUGGUCCACUGCUUGCUACUUUCUUCAUCCAUGCUGUCAUCCUUGCAACGUAGUGCAAUAUAGUCGCUUGUACCUUCCGAUGAUUGGGACCUUUGGUUUUCAUUAAACAUUGUUGAUAUUUUUAUUGAUGUGUUGAUUAAAUUGUUUGCAUUUUAUUUCGUGAACAGGUGCUGUAAUACCUAAGUUGUGAUGUCUCUUAUCUUAUUGCGAAAACAGAGAUCCUAGUAAUUAAAUCCGUUCAGACGCUGGCAUCUACUUAGCAUGAACAUGGAAUGAUGUUCUGUCUAGCUCUUCAUAUUUGAAUCGUUUGCGGCUAUGCCGUUGCGAUUAUUCGCGCCUGACUGAGCUAAUUUUCUAGCGGUGAUUAUCACAUUCGUAAAAUACAUAUUUCUAAAAUCUCCGGGUGUUUCUAUGGGAAGCGAUACGUUCCGUUUACGUUCUGUCAAUAUCAUCAUUUUGGUUUCGUCUGCUUUGAGGAGCGCUUGAGAAAAACGUAGCGCCAACAUUGGGUGCCGCUCCACCCGCCAGUCGGCGCGAACGUCAGUUAUAAGCAAGGGUUAUCAGUGACGUGCAGUGACGAGGUGGCGGCAUGCCAGUCACCAUCACCACAUGCAAGGAUGGGCAUCAGACCUUGCUUGCAGA